AUGACUUCGGUGAGAGUUCUUUUAUCCUUAGUUGUGAGCUAUGAUUGGCCUCUGUAUCAAUUUGAUGUUAAGAAUGCAUUCCUGAAUAGUGAUCUCACUGAAGAGGUAUAUAUGUCCCUUCCACUUGGUAUAUAUGGUAAGGAAAUGCAGGGGAAGGUGUGUAGAUUGAAGAAAUCACUUUAUAGUCUAAAACAAUCUCCACGUGUUUGGUUUGACAAGUUUAGGGUUGCUCUUAUUCAGUUUGGCUACACUCAGACUCAAUCAGAUCAUACCCUCUUUGUUAAGAAAAAAGACACUCUGGUGAUAUUCCUUAUAGUUUAUGUAGAUGAUAUUGUGGUUACUAGCAAUGAUAUAGAAGAAGUUAGUGCUCUCAAAAAGUUUCUCAGUUCUAAAUUUGAAAUUAAAGAUUUAGGGGAGUUGUGGUAUUUUCUGGGCAUUGAGGUUGCUAGGUCCAAGGAAGGUAUCUUUAUUUCUCAACGAAAGUAUGUGCUAGACCUUCUUACUGAGACUGGAAAACUUGGUACUAAACCUGCCUCUACCCCUAUUGAUGUGAAUCAUAAGCUCUCAACUAAUGAUGGAGAACUUUUAGCUGACAGGGGAGUGUUUCAGAGAUUACUGGGAAAACUUCUUUAUCUAUAUAUGACUCGUCUAGACAUUUCAUAUGCUAUGAGUGUCAUCAGCCAGUUCAUGCAUGCUCCUAGAGAGACACAUAUGACUACUGCAAAAAAGGUGUUAUGCUACCUUAAGGGAACCCCUGUGAAGGGUAUAUUAUUUGCUAAACAUAGACACAUGAAGAUAGAAGUAUAUACAAAUGCUAAUUGGGUAGGAAAUGUGGAUGGCAGGAGAUCUACAUUAGGAUAUUGUGCUAUGGUAGCCGGAGAUAUUGUUUCUUGGAGUAGCAAAAAGCAAACAGUGGUUGCUAGAUCUUCAUCUAAGGCAAAGUAUAGAGCUAUGGCCCAUGGUGUUUCUGAGUUGAUAUGGCUUAAAUCUCUCCUUAAUGAGAUGGGUGUUUCAUGUGGCAGUCCUGUGUUGUUCACGAAUCACAUAGGUGGUUACACAUCUGCUCAGCCUGUUCCAAAUCAACAUGAACCAAACCUGUUACAAGAAAAUAAUGAACAAUAA
Messenger RNA from Nelumbo nucifera (sacred lotus), 1122 nucleotides. The record is from RefSeq and is a predicted model, not a curated record. Lineage: Eukaryota; Viridiplantae; Streptophyta; Magnoliopsida; Proteales; Nelumbonaceae.